This is a messenger RNA of Eimeria necatrix, 399 nucleotides long. RefSeq lists its product as hypothetical. The record is from RefSeq and is a predicted model, not a curated record. NCBI's taxonomy places the organism in Eukaryota, Apicomplexa, Conoidasida, Eucoccidiorida, Eimeriidae.
AUGGGCUCUUCUUCUCCAGAGGCCUAUGAAGACACUCUUCCCCUGCGGGAACUUCCCACUGAGACCUCCCUGGGCGAGUCCGAGACCUGGGACUUGUACAGCUCGGCCAGCGAGGGCCCCCGGAGCUACGAGACGUCUCCGGCGUCGGACGAGCAGCUCUCGUGGAUUGCGGAGCAGCAAACGGAGUCCCGCAGCACCAGGGGGGCCCCCCCCUCCCAAGGCCCCCAGCCUACCCCUCCUGGCCCUCGUGGCACUGCUCGUGGGCGCGGCCUUCCUGGCCAGGGGGGCCCCCAGGCUCCUGGGGGCCCCCCAGUUGAGGCUCUUUGGCCAGCAACUCCCGAGCUUGGGGGCCCCCCAGGGGGACUUGGACACAGCUUUAGAGGCACAGAAGGACAAUAA